Porites lobata is the source of this 16932-nucleotide messenger RNA. The record is from the annotation of a GenBank genome assembly. Lineage: Eukaryota; Metazoa; Cnidaria; Anthozoa; Scleractinia; Poritidae.
GUUGGAAUAUUCAAAACGCAAAAUGCUCGAAGCUUACGUUUGGUCAUUGCGUUAUGAACUGAUACUAAACCGUUUUAAAAUCUUCUGGAUGAAAACAUCUUUGCAGAGGCUUGAAAGGCCAACUCGUCGUCAUUGUUAGUAAGUAGAAGCUGAUUUAUGAAACUCAUCGUCUUUGUAUAAAUGUCAGUGAACAGCAGAGCACGUUCAAAGAGACUUUGCAGAUUUCUGGUUAUAACUGCGCGAGGGAAAAGCGAUAACAUGCAAUUCAGCUUAUUGCACCAACUUACGCUAAGCUUGUAUCGUGGAAAAACGCUUAUUUCAAAGGUUUCACCUUGGGUAAUAUCACUAAAUGAGCUCAGUGAGUUCAAAACUCAGCUCUUAAAAAUGUGAUCUACUUAUGUUGCUAUGAUACCGUCUUCGCUUCUCCAAUUUAACGUAAGCUUAUCUAUUAGUAAUAUUACUGCUUCAUGCUUACCAGAGAAAUGAAUUGGCAUGCAUUUAUUAAAAACAAACGAUCGUAGAAAACCAGACCACCGGUGUCCAUUAAGUUUUGUUCAUUAGCGCUAUUCCCGAAUGGCAAAACAGCCAGCAGAUCUCACGCAGUUCGUGCAGGUGCUUGCAAAUUUGGAUUGGUGCGCUUUCCAGAUCGGAAUGACGACAUUCAAGUUCUGAAUUCCUUAACAAUGCAAGAUAUUUCUAUUUUGAAAAAUUGCUCUCUUGUUUGACUUUUAAGCAAUAUAAAUUGUCGUUUAGGCUCGUCGGGGUAAUGCAUCGUUACACGAAAACGUUGCCAGUGCUGUGCUCUAGUAAUUGUCUUUUGAAAUAAAGACGAAACUAAUCCGAAAUGCUCGUGCGUAAUUUUGAGUUAAACCAGUCUUUUUCGCUUACAUCCCUAUACUACUGUUUACUCUUUUCUGGUUUCGACUAGUUAGACAGAUUGGAAGUCAGAUUCCAGAAACUGUAUUAAAUAAAAAGGGUCCGUCAUGUUUUAAUAGGUAGUCCAUAGAAAAACGCCGACAGUUCUUAUGUUUACGAAGAUUAUGCAAAAAAAAAAAUGUUUUAUUUACCUUUAAGGGUCGCACAAGAACAGGAAUUAAACCUAUAGCAAUUCUCGAAAAAAUGGCAUUGAAUAUACUGUUGCAUGUGAAGUUUGUUAACAUAUUCUACUUGUGAAGCGAAUUUCGAAUGACCUUGGAAAGAAACGUGAACCUGUCCAAAAUGAAUAAUGACACCUGACAGGAAGCGAUUUGAUUGGCUCAUAGAACGGAGGCGUGGCUUUUAGUUGAUUUUCAUUCCAUUUCAGCCAUUUUUCAGGUCAAUACAUUCCUCUUGUCAUCUAGAGAAAAUGGGGAUAUUUUGGCGAAUUUUUUUAGCCUUUCAGGAACUGAAGGAUGGAAAAAAAACCCCGACAUUUCACUGAUUCAAAUUCAGCCACACGUCGGAUCUUUUAUGAAAAAUAUAUAGGUGGCCGAGUAUAUGUGUCACCCUUCCAAAAAUUCUCGUCCCCACACACGUCGCCUGUUGAAUCUUCGUCUUCUGUACCCACGUAUUCACGUAUGCUGUUUGGUAACGAAUAUUUUUUUAGCCGGACUUUAAUGGGUCUCGAAUCAGUUUAUAAUUCUCUCUUCACUGACUCUUUUUAAAUGACUGGUACGCUACCAUGACUACGUCGGAAACGAGAACGUCAAACACCACAUGGUUUUAUGAGACAAACAACAACUCUGCACGUGCACCGUGCUUUUUUGUACAUUUCUUCGCCGUCACUGCACGACUACGACGUGAAAAUACCUAAUUUCGCGUUUAAGCUUGAAGCAGGGCGACUUCUUUUUUUUAGUGACGUUUUCGAAGUCGUCGCUGUCGUUGUUACUAUUGGUGUCCCAAACAAAAACGGCUGCGGCUAUAUAUGUUGGUGUCCAAACCAGUCCUGAGGGAGUUAAACCUUUUUGUUUCGUAAAAACUUUCUUUUGUUCCAGCACAUUUGCAGUGUUGCUGUCCACGUGAGAAAACGGCUCUAUUUACUUUAUUGAUUUCAGUAGGAAGAGAAGAAAAUUUACGACAAAUUAAAGGCCAAUCCGGAGCAUAUAAAAAUACAUAAUUUCUAAAUUAUUGGACACGAACGUUGUUUGUAUGAGACUAAAAAGGUACAGCCCCGUAUGAAAGAAUAACGCACUUUUGAAAAAUGUGUAGUAAGUUGAGGCUCCACGUAUUUCCACAUCAGUUGUAUGACUGAGGCUGUCUGGUCCACACUUGUCCGCGUAAUUUUGCAAAGGAAUAUGAACUUACGUUUACACGAGAACUGACAUGCAUCCUAGGCUCUGGAGACUGUGUUCUCGUGUGAAUGGAAAGUGAGUAAGUUUGGAUCCAUUUAAUGAAACAGACUCGAAUACACUCUGACAUACCCUUAGUAUAUGGGCUGUCUUGAUCAUUAUACUGAUGAGAUGUGAAAACUCCAUUACGAUACUAUAAAGAAAGUGCAUUGAAUACUGAGUUAGAGUUACCAUUUGUCUAUGUCGGUUUGAACAACACAAGAAACGAGUAGUUAUAUUGUUGAUGGUACUGGCGACAAGUUGAACAACGUAUGAUCAACACCAGAGGAAAGAGCUUUCGAUGUCAUGUCAUGUAAUGUCAUGUUCCUUUUUCUUCUAGAGACUAUAACAUUCGCAUGUACCAGAAAGCCCUUCCACAUUGUUCAAGCUUUGUACAUGUUACUUUCAAAUUUUAAUCCAAGUCAUAAUCAACACUUACCAAAAGUUCUGAAGUGUUUUGUGCUCAUAUGGUUAACCAAUUCCACCACUGGCCAUUAUCAGUGUCCAAUUACGUGACUUUAUACCGGAAAAAUCGUCUUUUAUUCGCAAGUUUGUAGCUUCCCCCCUUUUGUCGUUUGCUCUAGAACAACUCGUAAAACAGCAAGUGAAAUUGAAAGGGACGCGCGCGUGUUUGCUCGGAAUUUUUGUUUAUUUACCUUGUAGAACAGUGUGGGGUACAACUUAGAAACGGGUGUAUGAUAUGGCUUAAGUGAUUUCCACGAUGUGCCGAAAUGUACCCAAGUAACUAAAUCGGAUUAGUACAUUCUAAUUCAAGAGGUAUUCAUUAGAACUUAUCAACCACAUGAAGCUGAUAAGUACGUUUUCACACGUAUGUGUGAAUUACAGCUGAGAUUCACGAAAACCCGCAAGUCAUAGUUUUCUGUUCGAGUGUACGAAAAUAAUUACUAUGCAAAUUCACCCCCGGAUUACACAGAUAUAAGUGUCAGUUAUAGCUUUUAUUGCUUCUAAUCGUUUCAUAGUCCAUGAGAAAUAAAAAACAAGCAUCUCUGGCAAUUAGCAAACGUUUUAGUCAUAUUGGACAGCUAUCUUUAGGCAUGUACGCAAUUUAUACUCCUGAAUGCCAAAUUCGCGAAUCCCUGAGCUGCGCCAACAUAUGUUUUUUUUUUAGUUCCUUGUGAUAUUAGCUGCAAGAUAAUUUGCACAAGAGAAUAAUUCGAUGCAUCCUUGUUCAAGGUCAUCUUGGAGGGCCAGUUCUAAUUGAACGAACCAUUUUUUAAUUGUGGUGAACACAAUGUGUUAGACAUUGAAUUCGGUAUUGUUUCCCGGGCUUACUUGUUUAUCGGCGGUUUGGUUAUGCGCCGUUGAUUUUUGAAGUGAAUUUAUUACGGUAAUAAGGUGAUGAGCUACAACAAGCUACAACCUGAAUUCUGAAUUAAUUUCAGACGAGACCGAGUUCGCUUUGCGUUGCACCUCAACUGCUCUGGCAACCAUGACAGAAUUCUCAAACUACGUGGUGAUAAUUUUGCUGCUGGUUACAACGUGCUCUCGACUUCCAACACUAAGGUAAGUAUAUUCCCAUCCUUUCAUAAUACGAUGUUGCUGAUAAAUAAAGAAUUCAUGCGCUCUAAAGCUGGAGUCGUAAGACUCUUAAACUGCUACACAGAGUGAAAGAAAGUGCCAUAGCGGAACAACGCAGAGAAGGCUUAAACAACUCGUUCUUCUUUCGUUCUUUUUCUCAACUAACAAGUCAUUUUUUUCCUUUUAGUUUAUGCCAGACAACAAACUCAACUGUUCAGGAGGCUGAAAGUUCCCGUUGCAAAAGCGUAACUUGUUGUGUGAGUAGAAAAAACAUUUUAUUACACGUUCAUUCAAACGUGUAGCUGUUUAAAAUUCAUACUUUGUAAACAAAGAAGCAUUAUUUGAGCAAAGUAGCGCAUAGAACUCGUGCCCGCAAAGUUAAAAAAAGUUGUUGUGUUGAUCUUCAUUACAGUGUUGACACUCGUAGCUCGAACAUUCAAGUUCUCCUCAUGUAUCAGCUAACUCGCUCUGCUCAAUAGCACGCUUUCAAUAUAGCGUAACACAAACUCUUGACAUGGUAGUUAUUUUCGUCCUUUUAUCCGCAACAUACGAGUUUGAAGAGCAAAAUUAAUAUUCCAAGUGCGUUCGAAAAUUCGAACGAACAAGCAAAGUUUACAAACUCUGAAAAGUUAGCUUAAGUUCACCGCGGCAUUCGAAGGGGUUUAUAACGAUAAAGUACAAGUCCUUUUCGAACGUAGAGAAGGCUUUAAGUCGUCAGUGUUACAUAAAAAACUUAUUUAUCAUCUUCAUUCUAAUACAAUAUCAAAAGAAGACAGUGCCUAAAACCAGAGAAUAAAUGCUAUUUAAGUUCUAAACAAAAAGUAAAUAUUUAAGUCAGCUGUGGACACCACGAGUUCCUCGUAUCAAAGAUAGUUCGCGGACAGCACUGUCCGGCUCGAUGCUUUUGUACUGUCUCCGCUAAGGAAAAAAUACAAUGCAAAAGUGAUAAUUUAGACACAGAAAGUAGAAGGUCUUUGUAAAGCAUGUUUACUUGGUAGCAGUUUAAAAAUGUUUCUAAAAGGAAAACGUCUUACGUGUUUGAUUAAAGAGCAAAACUGUCACGGGAUCGAAUCGGUCAAAGAUGAGAGGAAGAGAACUCGUAACAGGCCAUAGUGAUGAUUCGUUUCUUUGUGAAGAAUGUUUUGGAACACUAGUCAACAGGACUAGAGUAAUUAAUUGGGAAAAAUUAUUCCAUAGAAAAGAGGUGUCUAAAGGUGCGUGAGAAUAGUUUGUGAGAUUUUGUGUAAAGUUGUAAUUGACAGACUCGCGGAGCGGAAAAGGCAGUUGAUGACCUCUCUCUCGUGAAUUUAUAAACAGCGUGCGGUUUCCUUUGCCAUUACUAGAUAUCGAAAGAAAUUGCGCAAAGACUUUAUGGAAAACCUUUGAUUCAUACAGAUAAUUGUUACUGAGGAACUAGUAUGAAAAUCUUAGUGAAAGACAUGAAGAUAGCAUUAUUCGAUGGAGAACUUGGGUAGUGUUUCAAGAACUGCGCAAUGAAGCAAGAUAGCGGCUCACUUACAACUCGAUUUCACUGAUUCGACAGAAGAGUAUCCAUCGUUUGUUGUUUAGUAUGAUUUAUGAAUUAAAAUCAUUCCUCGUUUCUCUAAGCCCUGCUCUUCCUAACGCACCUAGUUUUGCGGUUUUUGCAUUGUUCGUGUAGUCUGUUAUCUGCUCUAGUUUGCAAUAUCUAUGAUCGUGAGUUUUCUCGCCGCUAAUUGUUGUAAACUUAAUGGAAGGAAGUAAUAUAAUUCAGGUUGCUAGACUUGAAAAUCAUGUUCGAAGAUAUCGAAAACUAAGACUACUGAGAAUCUCAAUCACUACAUGAUUUCAAACAGGAAUAUAAAUCGUCUAAUAAAAGAAAAUGCAAGCUUCGAUUUCUUCCUUCGCUCCAAGCUAAUGGCGGAAAUCAAAGAAAACCGACAUCUUCGCGGCGAGCAAAAUGCUCUCAAUUAUUCGUGUUGUUUCCACGAAUUCUGUAAAUUUUCUUAUAAGAGCUUGCUUUUUAUCAUUCUUCAAAAGUUUAAGUUAAUAAGAGCAAUUUGUACUUGAUAAACAACGUAAAAGAGUUAUUCUGAUGCAUUGUGUACAGAAAAGGAAUAUUUGGGAGGAGAGGCUGGAGGCGGACCUGUGGGAAAAAAUGGGGGAGGGAUUGGAGCUUGUCAAGGUUGAGUUCGCACUUCUCAGCAUGGUUCUUAAUAAAAUACAAACAAACAGGGAUAACUGUUUAACUUAUUGUUUCUAACCUGCGUACCGUGUAUCAGGAUAUUUUACGGCUAAAGGGAGAAAAAAAGUCUAUUUUAUGAAAAAUUAAAACUUCAUGGCUGUUAGGAAACGUCGAAUAUUGUUUUGUGGGGAAUAUUGAGUGAGACUUAAAUGAAGAAGGCACGCGUGACAUCACGUGUAACUCUGAUGUAAUGUGAAAAGCGAAGCUUCUUCACAUGUGAUCUUUUUCUUUUUCGGGCGAUAAGUUUUAGCCUCGAAGCUAGGGCGAAAGAUUCUUAAAUCGAGGCCAUGCUAAACACUUUUUACUGAUGUAAGGAUAUAUUGAAAACGGAAAUAUGAUGUCGACACUGGCGGUCCUGACUAUCUCGCGUCGAAAAUAGGGUAAAAGCGAGCUGUGCCAUGGGCACAUGAACGACUGAAUCCGCUUUCUUUUAGCGAAAUAAAUCAAAUGGCACGUUGUCUAUUCAAACUAAACGCCGUGGCACGACAAAGCUCCUAAAAAGAAACUUGCUCAACGAAGGAACGACUGACAUGCAAUACAUCCCAAUACAACUACCAUGUGAAACGCAGGAGUGGGUAUUCAAAUGCAGUCGAACAUCAGGUGUUUGGCUUGACAUGGGCUUAUUUUGGGCGCGACUCAAUGCCAAGACGCAAUCGAAUUAAAAUGUGGCCCGAUGUGAUUGGUGAACAUAUGAAUUAUAUAUGGUUAAAUGGGCUACCUGAAAAGCUUAAACAUUUUUCGCCAUAAUCGAAUUCCGCUGAAAAUAAUAGUCUAGUUUUGUUAAUUAAGACUAUAUUUAGGCAUAUGGCAGGGUUGGACGAGUAUUGACACUUGAAAACAUUAAGCCACAAUUUUCUAGUUUUAAUGUCAUGACUGCAAAAAUCACCAAACAAUUAUCAUUGUUGGUUCACCCUAGCAAAAUUUGUUUGAUAUGACUUUACAGGAACAUUUUGUGUAUGGGUGUAAAGGCAUUAAAUAAUAAAAUCACCACAGAAAUGACCUUAAACCACAAAAUCUUAGUCACAUAGCCCCUUAACCACUCUAUCCAACUUCUAGAAAAACUGCCCUCUCUUUUUAGAUAGGGCGUCUAAUUCUGAGGCGAGGCUGGCUGGAUAUUCUUAUUUUUCUUGGUUCGAGCCUGAAUCUUUCCUUGGAGUCGAGAAAACUCGGAUGUGGGAGCUCUGAGACUGUCAACAAGAAAAAUUAUAGUGUGGUUUUAUGCAUAUUUGUCAUGGUUAAAUAGUGUCGGCAAGACGUUAUUCGAUAGAAAUUCAUGGCGGUUACGACAGUUUAUUCCUCGGUGCAAACUGCAAAAUGCUGCCCAAAUCUUGGUAUCCUUUCUCUUGAGACUGUGUUGUAUAUAACAAGAUAUAACUGGAGAGUGACUCAAGCUUGCCAAUUAAUUGAUAAGCUUCCACUGUAACGUGGUGCAAUGAUUUUCGCUUACAUGGAGAACAUAUAAAGACGUUUUACGACAUCACCAAUGAUGCGAUGACAGUGCAGUAGCAUGUAAUGGCAGUGUAGUGAAUAUGAUUGCAUUCAGUAUGUAUAAUGCUCAAUGCUCAGUCCUUAAACAUUUGAGCUUACUUAUUCUUUUCAAAAUAACCUUAAUGAUGUGCUUAAAAAAUAACGGAAACUUUUCUUGGCAUAACUUGUGGCCAGUUGCACGAAAUCUCAAACGAAACUGCUACUAAAGACUUUGGUUAAGCCGAGCGUCAAAUAGGAGCUGUUUGACGUUAAGACUUGCAGAAAUGGACGAAGAUAUCACUGACACAAAGCCGUAUUCUUUGUUAUACUUUCCAUGUACGACUUUGCAUUGACUGAGUGACCGUUAAGCGAUGAUUUCAUGCAGUGAGUUGUAUUAUAUUGCUUCUAAUGACCGUUUCUUUUUUUCAUUUAGGGAAUUCCAGGCACUCCUGGUAGAAAUGGUAAGAUUUAUUAUCAAAUUAAGUACGUUUAAACUUUCUCUCAGUAAUAAUGGUGCUAAAGUAGUGAUUACUUAUGAAGAUUUGUCACGUAAUUAAAUAAUAAAAAAAAAAAUCCAAAGAUGCAUUGGCAAGAAUUUCAGAGUGGGUUAUUUAAACGAAGUCUAACUUAAGACCAGUUUAACAAAUCUUUGGACCUCCAGGUCUCUUCCUUAGUGGGUUCUUUUAAGAAGAUAAAUGCGUUUCUGAUCUACUCUAUAUGCUUUCAUAAAACGUUUCACAAUAAGUGGUGUUUAUACAAAACCAUUGGGCAAAUUGAAAGUGGCUUUGAACGCGGUUUUGUUAAGCACUGGCUAAACUACGUUUAAAUAAAUGGCCCUUAGAGUUUAACCGGCUGUUUAACCGACUGGGUUUUUGUCAAGAGGUACUCAUACCAGCACAGAGAUUAUUCAAUGGAUUAAUGUGGCGAUUGAUUACGAAGAAAUGAGUUCAACUUGAAAACUUUCCAAACGAGUUCUGUCACCAUUUCUAAGGAAGAAAAAUCACCAAACUACAUGAUACUCGCUUCCUCCCCUUUCAAUAAUUCACUUAAAAAAAUUUCUCUCUUCAAAAAUUUCGUGUGAAUUACUCUUUCCUGUAAGAGAAACGACACUUGCUCAUACUUUUAUUGUGGCAAUGCCCCAGUAGUAACAUAAAUUGAAAUGGGACACAGAUUAAAGAUUCCAUUCCGUCACGGACUCGAAAAAGUCAGGCCCACCGUUUACAGCAUGAUAAACAGCAUCACUGGAAAGUACUACUCGGUAGCUUUCAUUUGAAUGGCCACACUUUAGGAUUUCACCCACCCUGACUCAAAAGAAAGAACCACCUCUACAACAUAAUAAACAGUACCUCAGGAAAAUACUGCUCGGUAGCUUUCAUUUGAAUGGUAACACUUUAAAAGACCCUUUAAACUGAUUCAGUCGAUUAAAAGGACAGUGUCAACAUAGUCUCACAGCAUAUUAAACUGAACUAUAUUGGAGCAAUCUUUAAGGAUUCACUGAGCUCGAUUUGCCCAGAACAACACUUACAACUGAGGCAGAGCAGCAUUUACCCAAGGGGCCAGUUCAUUCACUCAUUUUACGCCUAAAUUUAAAAGAAAUGGUUGUGCACGUCAUAAUGAACAGCACCACGUUUGUCGGGAACUCUCUCAACCAAAAAUAUCUGUAACUAAUUAAAUGUAUGUAGCAGAUAAUGAAAACUUUAUUUUAGUAUUCCCAAGUGAGUACAUGGUAUUACCUACCUUAUUUAUGUUAUAAACCUUAAAUCAAAAUAACGGCUAUAAUUAAAGAACAAGUUUUUGUCUAUAUUUCAUACAUGAAUGUAUGUAAGCACUUGUAAGUCUGUAGAUAUAAGGAUCGACAUUUUUAAAUAUGAAGAGGGUUUUUUCAUUGUUGUCAAAAUCAUUGAAAAGGAGAUAUCUAUUACUAAUGUUUCUGUAAAAGUUAGAUCGAAUUACAAUUGAAUAGAGUGAUUUUCUGGAGUUUUCGGUAAGGUAUGUCUGCCCGUUUCAAUUUGUAAGCGAUGGUUGUUAACUCUGAAUUUAUUCAGUGUUUUUUUUUGUGAUUUAUAUUGGUGAUUAUGUACAAGCAAUCACUUCUGUGAUUGUCAUUUUUGAAUAUUGAGUAGAAUUUUAGUUUCUUGCUACUUCUUAUUGGAUUAUAUUGGUGUGACGUCGGUUCCUCACGCAGAGAUAAUUGCAUAUUCUUUAUAUAUAUGUUGAGGAGUUGUUAUCAAUUAAAAACAAAUUUUUCUCAGCCAUAUCUUUUGAUAUUUGUAAACAUUGCUUGGAAUAAUGAUCAACUUGUUUGUUUUGUAAAUGUAUCCAAAACUUGAUAAUAUUAUUUACGUCAGUUAUUUCCUUCAGUAGUUGUCGUCCAAGUUCAUUUCUGAAUACAACAUUUGGAAACUGUUUAUUCAUACCUAGAAUUUGUUUACAGAAUCGAAUUUGUGUUUGAGUCUCUAUCAUAUCAUUCUCCCAUGAAUAACAAUCAUCUUUAUCAUAGAUGCUCCAAACCUCAGAGCCAUACGUCAGAGUCAUCAUUUAUAUACCGUUUGUUAUUACGUUUCCUUUUUCUCGUGCAAAUCGUCUCAAAAUCACAUGCAUGACAUGCAAUGACAGCAGAAUCAGAUAUUAAAUUGACGUAAAAUAAGCAGCCCUACUUUCCGUUUUUUGUAAGUCACUGCCACAUUUCCUGAACAAAAAAGUUUACAAAAAAAAGUGCACAAAAAAUGACUAACAGGUCAACGAAGAAACUGUCAAAUAUUACUUAUGUCCUUCACAAAUCAGACUUUAUAUAUAAAUCCACGAAAACACGAAAAAAUAUUGCUUUCGGUUUGAAUAGUAAGCCUUUAGUUUUGCUAAACUAGAUAAAAAUAUUCCAAUCAAUUUUAAAAAUGCAAUUAAGUGUAUAUUGGUAAGCAAUUUUUCAACGUAAAUGGCAAUAUCAAGUCAACAAACUGGGGCUCGAUUUUUCUUUUUCAAAGGUGCAGUGACGUGGGUACUUAAUUCAACUACCAAUUAAGAGCCUACCUACCCGCGUACCCACGUACCACUCACCCACGAAUAAACUUGGAACAAAAAAGAUUGCACAAUUUUAAAGCAAUUAACUUGAAAGUCGGUUUGUUCUAGAAACUUUCGGGGUCAAUAGACUAUGAAAAUACAACAUUUGAAGGUUGCUAAUUUAUUGAACAUAUGUCCUCUAAGGCUGCAAAGUUUGAACCCAACACGACAGAACAACCUAGUAAACAAAGAACAACAAAGUAAAGUCACACAACAACGCCUACUCAAAAGACAGCUGUAGGUGCAUAUCCUUUAAAGCUUAAAAGCAGUGGUUAAACUAAUGGCUUUAGGCGGUUUGAAGGUUUUGGUUCCGUCUAGAGAUACUUAACCUUCCCGUCAUUUCUUUAUUUACCGACUAAUUUUUCCGAAGAUAAGAUAUUCGGGCGUAAAAUUUUUCGGACGAAUUUUUGGGCGCCCGUUGGAAGAUUUUUUGGAUUUGAGGUAUAAGAUACAAAAACGACUCUUGUUUUGCUUUAUUUAAUAAACGUCUUUUCUCCAAUUGCAAUUUAUUCCCACAUCACGGUCACCUGCAGCUAAAUUCAAUUAAUGAAAUUGUAAAUAAUUUAAGAGAAUGACAAAUUUGACAAAAGCUCAACAGGGUCCUGUUAUUUCAUUUGGUACUGACUUGCUCAACGUUAGUUUUACUUGUUGACUUGUUUAAAGUUCAGCCCCUCGAUUUACUACCAAUCACAGUCAAGGACUGUUUUCAAAAAGCCAGCAACAUUUAGAACGAAAAUAAGUUGAAUAUUGCUAAUAUGGGAGGAGCUUUGGUGCGUGAAUUAAGCCAGGGCGAGUAAGCACUUAAUGUUACCAUAGCAACUAUGACACCCUCUUUUAAGGUAGAGAGCCAAGAGGUCGCUAGCUUCAGGCGAAACACAUUAUACGCACGUGAAAUCAAUGUGCCAAUAUUUUACAACAUGUUAAGUUUGAUUUACUGAUGCAUACAAACACAAUUCCUUUCAACUUUAUCUUCUAUGAUUUCUUUCUUUUCAACAGAACAUUUACAGUCAAAAGAUCUCCCGUCACACUUUUGUAACCAAAGAGAACGAUAUUUUCCCAUUAUUACGAAUCUUUACGAAACAGCUUUUAGAGCCGAAGGCUUGUAAAUUUGUCUUUUCUUAUCUACGCAUAAUCAAUCCUGUCAGUCCACGUGUUCAAUAAAGAUUUUGUUUUUGCAAACCAACAUAUCGCAAAAGGUGACCCAUGAAAGGCCUCUGUAAAGUAUACUUCAGUUGGAAAAAAAAAUUAAAAAACUUCCCCUUAAAUAGAGAAUCAAGAAUCAAUACUGCUAUGAAUAGAAAAGGGAGAAUAAUUACCAUUGCUUACAAUAGAAAUGAACAGCUACAGAUGUAUUUUCAUGCUUAGAUGCUAAAAAGUCUAAAAGCGUAGAAGGAGAAAUGAGAGCGAUGGAACAAGGAGGAUGAAAGAUGGGUGGUUUUCCAGGAUCCUUAACUCGCCAUCGUAUUUCCUUUUUAUUGAUGCGUUUUCAUCAUGGCUUUUUUCAUUUUUUGGAUGCGUUUGUAAAAGAAAAUGUCAUUCUUCCGGCACAUGGAAACCAAAAAAAGAACUUCUCUUUGGUAUUGCGCCGCGUAAAGUGACUUCAUUCAUGACCAAAUGAAAUCUGGGCUAUUCCUAAUAAUGCCUGUCCAUUUCAGUCGUAAAGGUGCCGUGUUGAGUUUAUUUUGCGGCUCUUAACUUUGAAAUCCUGAAGCGUGACCAUUCAUAUUGCGGCUGUACAAGGUGGCAUUAGUCUUAGCCACUUAAGGUACAACUAUCAAGACAGUUUUGAAUGAUAUGUUUUGCAUUAAGUCAUUUUUUGUUCCCUCCUCGCCAGAAGGUUCAUAAGGCGGUGGUCUUCGAGUAUACUUAGUCAAGGAUUGAAAUCCUUUAUGACUCCUUAGUACUAUCAGCUCCUAAUGUGGAGUCAUUUACUUUUAAUCUAUCACUUCACUCACGCGGUAAUGACUAAGGCAGAAAUCAAGGGAAGCGCUUAGUUUCAUUUUGCACAAUACUAGAGCUCCAGUGGUAUCGCCAGUGUAAGAAUGAACGUUCUGUCUGAGAGGACUGAUUCAUUUGAAUAGUCACACCAUAUGAUUUUAUCUACAGAUCUCAAGAGCUGAAAUCGAAUAAAAAAUCCUGUAAAAGUUUAUGUAUUCAAAUAGCAUUUUUAGACUCCAGUUACCCUCCUAUUUGACUUGAUGAAGUCGGACAAUCCUACAUUGAAAGAUAACUUUUUAUAAUUAACUUUUGUUCACCCGUUUGUGUGAAAGGAUAUUUCAAUUAUUUUUUUUACUAAAAGCCUAUGGAUUUUACCACAACCACAUCACUAGUUUUACUAAGUACGUGGAUAUGACCUUAUACAUGCGCAUUACUAAAUCUUGCAUAGUCUUCGGAUGGCUAUGCAACUCAAGAUUAAUACACUAGUGGCAGUCGACUUCUUCGAAAUAAUCCGCGUCUAUCUCAAUCAACCAGCUCACCGGAAGAAAGAAGGGACGAAACAACGGAAAGACGCCAGUGUAUUGCUUAACCCCAUUCAGACCGGGUGGGGCUUUUUAGGCCCCCCAAAAAAAAAAAAAAAUGUUUAAAGUUUAAUUUAACUUCGAAUCUGUUCAGGCUAUGACCGCCAAACUUUGCGAUUUUUCCUAAGAUUUAUCAUUGCGACGCGUAGGUCAGCAUUUAAGUUACCAUGGCAACCGAGCUUUGGCAGCCAUGUUUUGCAAAAUUUGCUUCUGAAAAAAACCUAUUGAAGUAUUAUUAUUAUUAAAUACCAAUUCAUUUAAUAUCAUUUUGUCAAAUUUGAUAAUGGUUAAUGUAGCCCAGGAUUUUUAGUGACUAAUUUAAGAAAUUACGUGAAUUUAAAAUGACCAACAAAAGGCGGAUGUUGAGUAUAAUUUCAUUCACUACUGGCAAAUUUCAUUAUUGUUAUUAUUUUUUUUCUUCUUAAGCAUCCUCUAAUUAAACACAGAUCAAAUUCUAUGUCACGAUUACCUGGAUUUAUAUUGGUUCAAGCAAAAUGGAAUACAUUUAAUUAAUUCAAAGUGGCAGAUCCAAGAUGGCGCAUGAGUGAUUAUAUGUGACGUCAUCGUGACAUCACUGGUACUGCUGUAUUGAUAUGCUUAAAGUUUCUAUGCGAAUGUACAGUGAAAAACAAAGAAACAUACACACAAACCAACAGAACAAAUGCAUAAAGUCACGAGAUUCUCUAAUAUCUUAUCGACUAAAUUACAGGAAUCCCAGGGCAUACAGGCCCUCAGGGACCAAGUGGACCCCCAGGAAGAAAUGGACUCAACGGAAUUCCAGGCGCUAGAGGUGAAAAAGGUGAUCCUGGAUUACCUGGCCGGCGAGGGAGGAAGGGAAGCCCCGGACAACCGGGGACCAAUGGUACCAACGGAACCCCCGGUUGGAGAGGAAAAGAAGGCCCAAGAGGCAUGAGGGGCCCGUCGGGUCCUCCUGGUCCCUCUGGAGCCAAAGGGGAACCCGGGAACCCUGGGAAACAGGGACCUCCUGGCACGGAUCGUAUCCUUCGGGUAUGCAAUUGCGAAUACAAUGUCCCAACCCAGGUGAUUUAUGUUACCUCUGGCCACUGGACCUCCGAAAAGCACAUGUUCGGAUUUCAGGACGUUACUUCUGCAAACGGGGAAUUCCACGUGAAAGUUGUAGCACCUGUGACAUAUACUCUUCAUGUUGGUGGUAAGUGACUUUCUCUCGCCACUUUUAAAAUCUUUAAGUCAUAAAACAAAGAGUUUAAGAUGUCACGACGGUGACGAAGGUGCAAGUGCAGCGAUGUCAUCAAUGCUGUUUGGCUUUUCUAGGUUUUUCCACGUUUUUCUAGCUGAUAUUGUCAUUUCAUAAAAAGUGAUUUGGAAAGGCUGGAAAGUGGGCAUCAAACAGUGUAAUACCCAAACGGGACAAGUCUGGACUUAACCCCCCCCCUCUCCCCACUCCCACACACACACACACACCAUCAUGCCAAUAUCCUACUUGUGAGAUGCGCCGGCCCGGAGACGGAUAGCCCCAGCGAUCCAUGGCUGCUACUCCCGGGCUGAUAUGGUUGUGCGCAUGCGUAAUGUACUGGCCAUACCGCUGAUUUGGUACGUGCGCUUCAGUGCAGAAAUUGGUAAAGAAAAUUCUUUAGACUUGACUCCUCUUGGGUACUACCCUGAGAGCAGAGGCUACAUACCGCGAAAAUGUAGCCUCUGCUCGCAGAGUACUUGGGUACGAGGCUAAAGAGCGUUUUCAGUCACGUUGUCAGCAGCUCUGCAAAUUUAUUGAAACAAAAGAAAGUUCACCUCUUAGAAGAUUGGUUUGGAACACCAACAUAAUGUUGUGGUAGACCAAUAAUGGUGGACGUGAAGUCAUAUGAAAACGCUCUGUAACUAAAUCUGUACUUUGAAGAAUAUAUUUAAAUCAUCAUAAGAUUUUGGCAAACUACUCACCCCCCCCCCCCCCCAAAAAAAAAAUGCUUUAGUCCUAAGUGAGAAGUUUGUGUUAAACUUGGAUUAGGGAAGGGCUAGGUGGGUAGCUUUCCAGAAUCCUAUACUGACGAUAUUUGUGAGUAAUCUCUUUGUUUCCCAUUUUUUUUUGUUUUGAAGGUGAUUGGGUUAACAAUGACUCCGUUACGCUGUUCUAUCGCCUCCGCUGCACGCAUCGUAGGCGUACAACAUUCCUUCCAAACGAAAUCGGCCAUAAAAUUUACAAGUUCCGAGAAGAGAAUCGCCUCGAAUCAGAAACUUUUACGUAUGUCACGAGUGCUUUGAACCACCAUGGAAGAUGGCGGUGCCAGCUACAGAUUAGCAAAGGUGUGGUCCGUGCAUACUAUCGUUGGGAUUCCCAGUAUGGCGAGAUCAGUUUGACAAUGUGGUAGCCAAAAACAAGCCUUGAAACCGUCGACGGUGAGAGACUUAUAUCGCGUAACGUGAUCUUACAAGACACAUCGUUCGUAGCUUUAGAGCGCAGGAUUUAAACUCGUCGUUUUGUCCCGUGUAGGGUCGUUAGUUACCGGACAUUGUUACCUCCGCUAAUAAGCGAAUCUUACAGUUAUAGUCUGGAGUUUUACAAACAUGGAAAUCUCUCUUCAACAGACUAGAAGCCAAUUCACCAGGAAGUGAGCUGCAUUUUAUUAUCGGAAAUUAGCCACUCAGCGACAGAGAAAGAGACAGAUAUUCCUCGUGUCUUUCCAAUGACUUCCUGUCAAAUCUAUAUAUGAUUGACAGCAAACAAAAGAAAGUUUGAACACAGUUUAAAUGAAAUCAAAAUUAUGUAGUUGUUACUUGUUGCUAAGCGUUUUUAACUCUAGUUGAGACCAGAACUAGAUCAAAUAUUCAUUUAUUGAUAGUAAGCAGGCGUAAAAAACUGUUUCAUUUGCCCUUUUACCACUCUGUUAAAUCGAUUGUUUGGAAGAAGUGCUCUCUUCUUUUCUUAUUUAAUCAAAAUUUUGAGCGACUAUGCGCAUCUCCGUUUCCCUUUUUAGCACUAUGCUAUACAUGAACAUUUUUAAUUUCCUUACUACGGUCUUGUACAAGAAAAAAGGAGAGAGAAACAGCUCUAAUAAUUUAAAACACGCAGUUGUGGUACUUGAGGUCAAUCAUGUUUUCGCUGACUUCAAGAACUCUUUUCGGUUGCGGAUUAUAAAAAUCGAUGGAGUUACAGUCUGGAAAACCUCAACUAAUACUCAUUCAAUAAAUCAACCAGAACUGUUGAAAACAAAUUCAUUCAGUUGGCUCCAAACACGCGAAACCGCAUGUAGCAAAUCACGUUUGUGGUCAUUCAAAUUAAUUUCAACGCCCAAUCAGUUUAAGGCCCUCCUUAGAUGAAGCGAAAGCAAAACACCGGCCGCGCCCUCUUCAGAAUGCGCUGAUUAUCUGCAAUAAUAAUUUUCAUUUCAUAUUUUAGUUUAAUAGGACUGAACUAAAAUGUAUUUAAUUGUCCAGCGGGAAUGGGCUGUUUCACUAAAUUCUCCCUUAAGGCGCAAAUGUCAGUGUUAAUUGCGUUUAGCAGUUUAGCAUUUAAAAUCGUAUUGAUAAUAUUGUAGGAGUAAGCACAAAGCAAACCUUAUUGUACACAGCAUGUGUGUUAGCUAGGUGCGUGCGUCUAUUUUAAGUAGCUACAAUGUAGCUUGUCAGUAUUAACUUAAUAGGUUGGGACUAAGUAACAGGUUUGGUCAAGUGUAUUGCUAGAUGUUCAAACGACCAUAGCAAGUGCAUACUUAAAUUUAUAGACUACAAGGACCAGCAACAGAACUGUGCCGUAGAAAAAAGCCACGCUCUGACGUAUCAAUCAUAAUUUUGUAGAAUCGUCAGACAAAGAAAUUUAUAACUAGGUCCGUUUUUCAGACCUUAU